Halichondria panicea is the source of this 1048-nucleotide messenger RNA. RefSeq names its product 8-oxo-dGDP phosphatase NUDT18-like. The record is from RefSeq and is a predicted model, not a curated record. The coding region runs from base 67 to 987 and encodes 306 amino acids. Lineage: Eukaryota; Metazoa; Porifera; Demospongiae; Suberitida; Halichondriidae. Gene Ontology annotation, molecular function: 8-oxo-GDP phosphatase activity; magnesium ion binding; 8-oxo-dGDP phosphatase activity. The transcript has 4 exons.
CUGAAUCACCUUGCAUUGAGUUCUUGAUAUUAGCUAUAUAGAAUCACUAUCUAGCUAGCUGACAGCAUGGAGGAGAUAGCUGCAGUGGUGAAUUGUACCCCCACUCCUCAACCACUUCAUCCUGACAUCAGAGCCACUGACAUGAAGUUGCGACUGAAGGAGAACAUGACGUACAUAGUGGCAGGCGUGGUGAUACAGGAUGGGAAAGUGCUGCUCAUACAAGAAGCCAAGGCUAGCUGUAGAGGGACGUGGUAUCUGCCAGCUGGAAGAAUGGAGAGAGAUGAAUCUAUUGUGGAGGCAGUGCAGAGAGAAGUGUUGGAGGAAUCAGGCUACCAGUUCCAGCCUGAGGCACUGGUGGUGGUUGAGAGCCAUAGCUACCACUGGGUGAGGUUCACACUGGUGGGUCGUGUGGUUGGAGGCAGUCUCAAGACUACAAAACAAGCAGAUCAGGAGUCACUACAAGCUGGUUGGUUUACUGCUCAUGUGGAGAAUCUGGUCAAACAAGUUCGUCUUCGGGCGGGUGAUAUUCUGCCACUGAUUAUAAAGGCUGGAGAAUGGUUUGAGAGGCGUUUGUUUGUUGGUCUCCCUGUUCUUGUAGGUCACACUAGCUCUUCUCAAAGGAUGGUGCUAGUUCAUGAUGAUGGGCAGACAAUGGUGGUACUGACUAGACAGGAGGGAGGAGGGAGCACGAGUCUACCAGUCUGCCUGCUGCAUGGGAGAGAUGACCCCACUGCCAUCACUAUCAAGGACUGUGGAUACACUGGUCACUUCAAGCACUGUGGUGUACUGUCAGUGGAACACUCUGGAAAACCUCACGGCAAAUUUGAUGGAUUUUGUGUCACCUACAUAUUGAAGGCAGACAGUCUAGACUUGGGGUCAAAGAGCAAAGGUCAAGAGUUCGAAUGGACUGUCGUAACUGAUCCCCUAAUGUCACAACUAAGAGUUGCUUUGACUAGUGAAGGUUCUGCUAGAUUUAUACAAUUAUGAGUGAUUUUUUUAUUGCCUCAAUGAAGUAGUAACAUUUUCAUGCCGAUUUUUGUCUAGUAAA